This is a messenger RNA of Hylaeus volcanicus, 16275 nucleotides long. RefSeq lists its product as uncharacterized. Gene Ontology annotation, cellular component: nucleus. The transcript is spliced from 17 exons. Gene Ontology annotation, biological process: regulation of gene expression. Lineage: Eukaryota; Metazoa; Arthropoda; Insecta; Hymenoptera; Colletidae. The record is from RefSeq and is a predicted model, not a curated record. Bases 1394 to 14683 code for a protein of 4429 amino acids.
AUCGCGACGAGUGACACGCUUAAAGAAAGUCGAUCGGCCCUCGUGAUUUCAAGGCGAACGAAUGGGGCACAAGCGUACUCGUGAACUUGGCGUCCACGGGACAUCCUACCGAACAUAUUUUCAACGUUUCUCUCUUGGAGAUAUUUACUGUAGCGAUCUCGACUACGAUCUCUCGUCGAUCUCGACUACGAUCUCGACUACGAUCUCUCGUCGAUCUCUCGUCAGUCGAAGAUUUUUCGGUCUCGGCCAGUGCAUCAGACAUUUCGACGGCCACGGGAUUCGGCGUCGAAAUCACGGUCCUCGGAAUCGGUUUCUGUGCCGUGCGACUCCAUUAUUAAGUUCGUCGAGGACCAUCCGACUACGCAUGUGCAUUUCAACCGUGCGUAAGCCUAAACACCGUGAAAUACACCCGCGACGGGCGUUUAUAAUUAAUCGUGAAUUAUCAAACGUACGGUGCCAUUUUGGUUCGAAUGGCACGCAAACAUUCAUACACCGACCGUUUUUAUUUCAAGUACACGGUGAACGACGGCUUCGUUGCAAGUCGAGUGAGUUGGAACUAUUUAACACGGUGUUUUUGAGAUUUUAGGAUCUUGAUUCUUAUCGCGUUCGAAGCUGAACGAUAAGAGCAGUGAGAAAUAUUUACGCAAACAAGUUUGGUUUGCCAAACUUGGGAAAUUCAAGUCACAGUGCCGUGUGUAUAUUUCCAGCCGAGGGUGAAAGAAACACGAAAAUGGCCAGCGGAAUACGGAUAUUUAAAAAUUCUUCCAGUUUCAACUUGCAAAUUGUUACAUAGAAUUGCCACCCUGUAUCAUGCGUUACGUUUUAAAUAUAUCUUGAGAAAUCUGUUUUGAAGUUGUGGUUUGCAACAACCAUGCUCUUUGGGGUACGGUGCGGUGGCUCGAAAUUGACCCGCUCUUGACUAGACAAUGCAAGUCCAUGCAUAAGUUAGUCAAAGAAUGGCGAUUACGCAGGUGCGUCGCAACAAUGCACAAGCGUGGAAUACGCGAGCCAUGUUCCUUUCGAUAUAUCGUCGAUUAUCGCCUCUAUUCCUCGAACGCUAUUCGCAGAGGAACUAUUUUCCCCCAAAAUGGUUAUUAAACAUAGUUUCAGCCUCGAAAUCAAGCGAAACUACGUGAAUCUACAUAAAUCUACACGAAUCUACUACACGGAACAGUGCUAGAAAUUGCAGUGUUAUGAAAUAGUGACGAGAAGUUGAAGAAGACCUCAAGGAUCGUUGGACCGAAACGUGAUACACGAUUCGCAGUGAAACGUUCUCGCAAGUGUACUCGCGCGCGCGCGUGUGUGUGUGUGUGUGUGUUAAUUACGAAAUUAUAUAAACUUCGAAGUUGUUAAGAUUUCCGCGACAAAUGGUGAACGAUAAACAACGAACAAGAUGGACGAGUACGACAAGAAGUUCGCCGAGAUGCAAAAGUACAUUCCCUUUUUGGAAGCGAUGAUAGAAAGGUUGCAAAAUGUGAAGGACAAGUCGCGGGAGGCUCAGCUGCAGAAAAUGCAAAGCCUUCACGGGAUUCUAUCGAACAGCAAGAGAAAGCUGAAGAUCGAGACCCUGCAGCGCUGCGAGGACGUUCUACAGAAGCUGCACAACAAAGUAGAAAAGUUUCAGGGAAAUACUCCUGGAUUGCAUUUUCCAAGCAAGAAGAACGAUGGGAGCUCUACCCAGUCUUCCACUGGAGCCGAGAACGCUGAGCAAAGCAGGCCGAAGGUCGCGCAAGGAGUCGACGAAGGCCUGAAGAGAAAGGUCCACGAGACGCCAGCCAGCCCAACGCCCCCCGUUAGUCCCGACUCUGGUUCCCAAGUGGCUCCGAUAAUAAUACCCACGGAGCGCAGCACCGACUUCGUGGACGACAGCAAGCCGGCCAGUCCCGACCCCGUCGACACUCUGCCUACGAAAGCUCCCAUCAUCAUACCCACGGAACGUACUACCAAUGACAUCACUCUGUCCCCGAGCUCGCAGCGCGACACCGGUAAAAGCAUCGAGGAUGUCUCGUUCACGGAAUGGGACAUGCUGGAGGAGAACGAGAACCAAGCACGGAACAAGAACUGGCAGUCCACCGACGUGAAAGCCGCGAUUAAAUUGGUCGGGAGUAACCUGCCCCAGAAGAUAAGCGAGCCUAGAGCUCUCGGUUCGAUGCACACCUCUCGACACAUACCGACCGUGUCGGUACCUUCCCUAGGAGGCUCCAGAAGGAUAACGACGAUGCUGGAGAAGGCUCGAAUGUUGACGAUGGACGCGCCACCUACAGACAGGAGGUCCGAGUCGCCAGCGAACGCGCCUGAUGCCAGGCUCAAGUCCCCGGACCCCGAGAUUCUGUUCUCCAAGCUGAAGAACACGUCCCCCAGGCUGAAGGAGUCCAUCCCAAGGUCCGCCACCAAACCCCCGGCGCCUCUGUUGCUCUCCCCUCCUUCCGUCUCGGAGCCACCUCUGUCUAUGGAGGACCUGGCGGAGCUGCUGAACGAGGACGAUGGCAAAACGGAGGGCGAGAAGUCCAAGGACGAGGCGAAGAAGGACAAGCAAGAUGCGAGCAAGGACCCGAAAGCUUCCAAGUCGACCGGUCUAGCGCAGAAGGACGCCGACAGCGAUAGUGAAAAACGCUGGGAGGAGAUAGAUAGACACAUAAUCAAACUAACGAGCAGGAAGGUUUUGUUACCCACCCCUCCUUCGCCCUUAGCACCUAAGACAGACACUUCGAAACCGAACGAAACCAAGGGACCACCCGUUAGCUUAAUCCACAACUCGAGCACGUUCCCCUUGAGCGUGGAGAAGCCGGUCGUUGAAAAUAGAAACCGACCACCCUCGCCGGGUUCCAAGACCCAGCCACGUUACGCGGAUAAUUACGAGAGACAUCCUCGUCAGCAACGCGACGGCCAUAGCCACGACAGCAUUAAAGAGAAAUGUAACCUGAUUCACUGUCGACCCUCCGACGAGGACAUGCUCCAUGGAGGUCCAGCCAUCGAUGAUAGAGCCUCCAUGAUGUACACAAGACGCCAGAACAACGUUCCUCCAGAGAUGUCGCCCAGGAUAGAGAGUCAGGAGUUCAGGAUGGAAGGCCCCGAGUACUUCAACAGGCAGAUGCCCAAUCAGGCCCCUCUCUGGCCUCCCAUGCACACUCCCGUGAACACCAACGAGUUCGCCCAAUGGCCACCGGCCCCAAAUUUCAGCGGGAUACCGAACACCACCCCUCAACCGUAUCAGCACCCCAUGGGCAUGCACCAAGAGAUGUGGAACGUGGCCCCCGCCAGAGAGCCGUUGCUCAUGGAUCCCCCUCAUCCGAUAAACGAACCGCUCAGACCCAACCAGUUCCCAGCCGCCAUGGCCGCAGGCAUCAGACCUCUGAUAAGCCCCACCGCGCGUCCCCAGGACCUGAACCACAUCCCCCGACCCGACGAGAUGCCAGUCAUCGACGGGCCCAGCCUGUCGACGAUACAGCCUCUGAUCUCACCCACCAGGUUCCCCGUCGGGCCGCAAUGUAGAAAUUUCCAAGGAGAGACCAGACCCUACGAGCAGUCGUUCGACAGGAGCUUGGAGUACUCUCACCAGAGGCAGUCCUGGGACCCCCAGGCUGCUGCUAGAGCGAACGAGGUGGCGUACAGGCCGGAGAACGAGGUCACCUGCGGGAUCAAAGGACCCACGGAUCCCGCAAGGUCGUUCUCGAGACCUAGCACUCCUUGUCCCUGGACCAGGGACAGAGGAGACAGGGGAGGGGCCAGGGGUCGAAGCGCGUACUACAACGAGAGGAACAGAACCGAAGCCAGGAGCGCUUUCAAUCGCGAUGCUCGUAGAAACGAUUGGCCAAGGGAGACCCACAAUGAGUGGGACAACUCCAAUCGCUUCAGUAGGGAUAAUAGGAAUAUAUCCGAUCGCGAUCCGCGUGUACGGGAACAUAAUGCUGCGAAUCAACCUAUUAACCCGCUGAAGGACCCCAGUCCCUCUGUCAGGGAUCCCCGUCUCGCCAGGGACAAGCACUUCUCUCCUAAAAGCAAGGAAACGUUCAGUGACAGGGACCCUAGGAAACGAUCCACUGGCUCCACGUUCUCGCAGACGUUCAGGAAGGCUAAGGAGAAGCCUAAAUCUCCUCCCAAGGUACCCGACAGCCACAAGCCUGAGAAUAUUAAACAACUGGAUAAGGCUCUUAAGGAGAAGAUGCAGUCGCCUUUGGAGAGCCUCUACGGCGUGAUCGAUACCAAGGCUAAGACCGCGCAAGGUUACAACCUGCAGAAGUUCAAGAUCCCCAAGAUCAAGCGCAACGAGUCCUCGGAAUCACCCACGUCCAGCCACUGUCCGGAGGAAUUUAAAACACCGGAGUGUACGGAUAAGGAGGGAGCCAAGAGCGGGAAGGACAAGGAGGACACCACCGCUGAAGUGAGCAGCAGCAGCGACGGGAACCUGAUAUUAGAAGAGGAGGAUUGGAACGAUGGAGGAGGGAUCAUCUGCGAGAAAAAGGACGAGGAGCCCAAGGAAGAGUAUACACCUACCCAUAUCUACCCCGAGCCCGUGGAAGAAAAGACCGACCCUGUCGUCGAGCCCUACCAGAUCACCACUACUUCCCCUAAGUCCUCUUCGAGUACCGAAAAGAAAGAGGAAGCGGAGCCGGAGGGGUCGAAACCAAAGGAAGAGGUGACCCAAGAGUGGAUCGAGGCGUUGAUCAGGAAGUCCUUCGAGUUCGGAGAGGGGAAGAAGUUCGUCGAGCAAGCAAAGUUCAUGCAGAAGCUAGGGGAGGUGUUGCAGGCGAAGAAGCUGAAGAAGAUCAAGAAGAUCAUCGAAUCCGAGUCGGAGAGCAGCAGCUCGGAAAAGGAGGGCACGCUGGAGACGAAGAAGCCGCGGGUCAGGAAGAAGCGACGAGUGAUCGUCUCCGAUAGCUCGGACGACGAGUCCUUGGCUGAAAGGCUGGGGAUACUGAGCACCGGAAGCAAGCGAACGAACGAGUCUGUUGAGGAUAAAACGCCUAGGGUAGCUAAAAGUAGCGAGGAGCUCGACUCCGCCGAUGUCGACUCGUCUAAGAAGAAUGUUCUCGAAGAAGACGUUCAGAUGGCGCCACCCAGUACCGGGGUACCCAAUACCGGGGUACCCAGUACCGGGGUACCGAGUACCGGGGUUCGAGAGGACCCAAAAAGCGAGGAGCUCAACCCAGAAGAGAAGCCAGAAAUAGUGGCGCCGGACGGUCAGGAAGAUUCCAGGAACGACGAGUCGGCAGAAGACAAGGACAACGCUAACAAGACCCCUAAAGCGAAAGCUAAGAGAAGGAACUCCUUGGAGAUGCUCCAGGAGGACAUACGGGAGAUGUUCAUCAGCAACGACGUCGUGUCCGCGACCGGGCAUCGACAGUGCCGCGCUCAGAAGGAGGGUCAACAAAGCUCUACUCUUCCCAUCCAAACCACUACCUCUAAAAAGGAGGAGCCAGGCAAGCGUUGCCCCGAGGCUACCUCCGACACCGACGAGCCUUGCCAUCCAACCCAGCUAACCUCCAAGUCGAAAAAGCCCCCAAAGUCUCGUCCUGAAGAGCAAGUCUCGUCUAGCAAGAAGAGCAAGUCCAAGAAGGAGGCCCAACGAGUGACUCGUCAACGCACGAAGCAGGUCGAUCAGAGCUCCGACAGCGAGGAGGACCAACCUCUGGCGUUGAGAACGGAACUGGCUCAGAGGUGCAACCCGGUGGACGAUCAAGACGCGAGCCUGGACGAGCCGGAGAGGAGGAGGCGAAGCAAACGCAUCAUCAACAAGGAAACCAUCAAGGAGCCGCGCGUGUUGGUCGAGAAGGCGGACAUCUCUAAAUUCGAAUGCUCCAAGGUCAUGUUCGAUAGCUCCUCUGAUGAAAGCUUCGGCAUCGACGUGUCCGAGCUGGCGGCGGCCGUGGACGUCUCCCUCCGGCCUGACAAAUCGGAACCGGAAACGUCCGAGCCAGCGGAAAAGAAAAAGGCGAGUUCUCCUAAAAAAGGCAAGAAGAAGCCCGGGGUCGAGUUGAACGAGAUCAAAGGCGAGGAACUCAUCUUAACGGACGAGGAAAGCGUGAUGUCCAGUGUUUCCAUGACCAGCAGCGUCGCCUCCGCCAGGAAGGCAGCGCCCCUGGCGGUGAAAGCGGAUAUCGGCAGCAACGAGGAGCUCCUCAGCAAUAUCUUAGUUGGCUUAACGGCAUCCAAGUCCGAGGCCAUCAAGCAGGAAGCCUUACCGGACAAAGGAAGCGACGCGGAUAUCGAUGAAGACGUUGUCAAUGAUCACUCUACCGAAACGAGCGCCAAGAAGUCCCUGGGGAAGAAGAAGAAGAAGAAGUGGCAAAUGGGGAUUCUGUCUAAGAAGAAGAAGAAGAAAAGCGCAGCAAUGUCCAAGGACGACUCCGAUGCAAAGAAUGCCGAAGGGAAGUCUCUGGUUGACGAGGACAAAGACGAAGAGAACAGCUUGUACAACACCACCAACGAGAGUAUCACGGAGCACGAUGAUCAAAUGUCCCAACAGAAAAAACAUGAAAUUACCCAUGAAAAGGAGAAUGCUUCCACUGUGAAAGGUACCAAAGACUCCGGUAAGGAGUCGCUAUUAAAAGAAGACGACAGUGCUACCCUCAAUGAAACAUUAAAGAACGUUAAGAGUAAAACAAAAGUAAGUAAAUCUUUCUACGACCUGGACAUAGACAGCCUCGUCGACUACGCGUGGACAGGCCAGGAGAGGUACAAGUGCCUCCUCUGUACCUUCACCGGUAAGAACAUCGUCCACCAUUACAAAAUGAGCCACUCCGGCAGGGAGAUCCUUAUCUCCAGGCUGAACCCAGCGGACGCCCAACUGGCGAUCCGGGACGCCAAGAUGAACGACGCGGAGAACACAUCCCCGGAACCUUCGACAGAAGAGACGUGCAAGUUCACUUGCAGAAUCUGCACGUUCAUCACAGAGGGCGCUGCUAAGGUCGCCGUUGAGGCGUUUUAUGAACACUGGACAACCCACACCGGGGAGUACAGGUUUCGCUGCAACGGUUGCCUUUAUCACGCUGUGGCCAAGUCCUCCAUGAAAACUCAUUACUAUAAAGUUUGUCGUAAAUACAAGGACACCUUCAGCGAGGCCAUAACCGAAGAUGAGAUUCCGGACGAAAACUGCGUUUACGGUUACUUGUGCUUCAGCUGCAACUAUAUACAGCUGAAGAGGUCGAAUUUAGAGGAGCAUGUUGCACUGUGGCACAAGGACGACUCCAAGGCUGAGAUUAUUAAGAUAAACAUGUCCCGUAACGAGGUCAAAAGCGAACCUGUUAGCAUCUCGGUUGGAGGGACCGUGAAGGUGGAGGUUCCUCAGGUGGAAACGGACAACCUCGAUGAACCUGUAAACGACACUGCAGGUUCGCAGAAAGACGAAGGCGUGACAGGGAUAGAAUUCAUCAAGAAUACCGAACCUAUGGACGUAGAUGAGGGGAAAGGAAAAGAUGUCGAGUCCAAGGAGAAUUCCCUAUCGGAGGAUAGCAGCAGGAAGGAUGAUAGCGCAGAGAUGGAACUUGAAGGUACCAAGAAGAAGAAGACGACAGAAGGGGAAGGGGACUCGAGUCUUCCAACAGGAAACCUGAGCGUCUUUGUUUGUCCCCCAGAAUUAGAGAAAAAGGAGGUGGAGAUACAGCUGGAACGCAAGAGGAAGAUGCAAGAGGUAGUUCAGAACAUCGGCAUCAAGAUCAAGAAGGACGCAGCCAAGAAAGGUCUUUCCAUCAUAGACAAGCUGAAAGACAAGAUGAAGACGAAUGUAGAGGGCGACGAGAACAACUAUGACGCGACUCCAAAGUCUCCCAGUCUUACACCGUCUCGAAGCACUGAAUUAUCUUGCAGUACCCCUUUACCUACUGCCGAAGUCUUCGAUGCGAUCCUCCCCGUGCUCCAAGAGACCCUUGAUGAUAAACUGUCCGAGAGUUGUACCACAAAUUGCGAUCCCUUGUUCACGACCGAAGCAGAGGACCCUUUGGCCAUAUCGGAUCAGAAGAAGAACGAUGAAAGCGAGGGAGAGACCAGCGAUAACGAGAACGCGAGGAGCUCGACUCGCAUUUACGAGUCUGAUUCGAGUAGCGAGCAGUCCGAUGCAGAACUGUCCACAGAUGUGAACAUGAUCUUGAAGGAGACUUCUACCAUCAAUGCGUCCUCCAAGGAUCCAAUGAUGACUACUAUACAGAGGCUCGCUGCCCAGCUUCAAGCUACCAAGCCAAUCGAAUCUGCUGAUGACAGUUCCGUUAAGUCUGGAGAAGCAACCGAGAAGUCAGACACAGAUCUACCAAAACCACCAGACGUGGUGCCCAUAAAUAGCAUCAAGCAGUUCGUUGGGAAAUUGAAUAAAUUUCACGAGAUAGUACCAGAGAAUAACGAUGAUUCCAAUCCACCUAAGAACUUCAUUAGACUGAGACGAUUAAGUGGGGACAUGUUGUCUGUAUCCACGCCACCUCCUACUAUGCAAGAAGAGGAACAGACACCAAGAAAUGACGAACCCAGCAGCCCAACAAAGGUGGAAAGUGCACCAGCAGCGGAUGGAGAAGAAGAGUGUUCGUUCCUGAAGAUUGAGAAUGUCGUUAGCCUCGCGCCAACUGCUGCUAGUGGCACCGAGAGUCCCAUUAUAAACGACAUUAGAAAAGCAGUGGAGACUUCUACCGUGAAAGGCAAAAGCGGCGUGUCUCUCCUGAAGAAAUCCCAUUCCCCGCUUAUUCUAAAACGAUUGAACACCGUGACCAUCGCGCAGCCGUUGCCAAAGAAUAUUCCAAUCCAAUCCAAGACGAUCCAAUCGAGUCCGCCAGAGAUGGUGAAGCUGAUCCCGGUGAAAAAUCUCUCCCCUUCUCCGGUUUCCAUGGCUGCCGCGCAGAUCGCCACGAAUUUCAUUCCAAUAGCUCCUAAAUCAAAGAUCAUACAAGUGGACAAUAAGUUAUCAUUCCCAUUGACUGGGAAGACCACAGUGGUGACACCGGUGACCACGCGCACGGUCACCGUGGGAGGAUCGUCGCAACCGCCGAAUUACAAAAUCGUGAAGGUCGUUCGGGGUCCCAUUUUGAAAACAAAAGACAAUCCUAUUAUACCUUCGCUUGCGGCGAUCAAGCUGAAGUCUAUGGACGUUUACAACGCCAUGCUGAAACCUGUUAAACUCACUCACCUGUACAAGUGCAUGGGACGCGACUGUGUGUUCACAACCGAUAUAUUGGAACAGUAUCAUCAGCACUAUAACACGCACGUGGCUUCGAUCAAGCCGUACAAAAAGGGCCCGUUCGAUUUCCAAAAAUGCCCUUACUGUUACAUGUCCUUGAAGAAUUGGACCCAAAUGAAGUCGCACUUGAUGGACAAACAUGCGCACUGUCGUUAUCAGUGCAGCUAUUGUUUUUACAGGGCUAUCUCGAUUUCGUAUGUGCAGAUACAUCAGGCCAUUUCUCACCCUGGUCUUCACGAUAUUUUACUUGGCAAAUUGGUCAAGGAUGUGCCAGCGAAGGAAGAAAUCGAUAAAUCCGAUCUUGUACAACCUUAUAUAUGUCAAUAUGGGGACUGUAAGCAAUUCUUCUACGUGCCUGAGUCUUUCGCUGUACAUUUGAAAUCCAAACAUGGGAAAGUAAUAUCCAGCUUUAAGUGUCACGUGUGCCAUAAUUCUUUUGUAAAUACCGACCAGUUGCUGAUGCACUACAAAGUACAUGGAUUGUACAAGUACCAGUGUCUCUAUUGCUUGAGCGGUACGGAUACCCUAUCCGAAAUGCACAGGCAUUUAAGCGUGUUCCAUUGCAACCGAUUACCUCAAACUCUCGAACGAUCGCUUUCUCUUCAGACGCAACUAAACAAAGAUGUAAUAGACCAGCUGAUUAUAAGGUCGAUGGACGAUAGUUUCAAGAUUACCGACAACGACGUGGUCACCAACGAUGGAAAGACCACCAAAGAUUCGACUCCGAACGAUCCAGAAACAACGUCCCAACAGGGUCAGAAGACGUCCUACUCGCAGUUACCCAAAGACGUCAGCAUGCUGGACAAAGACGAGAACGAAGCAUUGAACAAAUCGUUAUCCAAUUUAUUCGGCAGCAACUCGAGCAGCAGUAGUUCUGCCCAACAGGAAGGCACGCUUUCGAAGAACAGCGACGAAAACAUCACGAGUAAACCGUUAAAAAGGAUCAAAACUGAUCCUGACAGUUCAAUGACGUCAACUUCGAGCAAAGAAUCCACGAAUAAAAAUUUGUCGGAUUUGCAAGACAAGGUGACCAGUUUUCUCUUCGACAAGAAUCCUCUGGAGCCGCUGGAACUUCCAGCGGGGACUUUCGAUUGCAGCGACGAGUUCAUAAACAUCAAUUUACUCGACAAUCCCGACUUUCUGAUGAACGUCAAUAGUCGUUCGAGCAACGUGUCUUUCGUCAGUAACGAGAACGAAAGCAAGGCAGAGGACAGCGAUAUCGAAAUCGUCGACAUCAUCAACUCGUACAGCAGUUCCACGAAAGACGUGAAAAGUAAGAUCGAUGCGACUAAAAAGGAUAGCCUCGAAGAGAAGGAAGAGAAGGUGGAUACUCGUAGCCAGGAGAGCGACACGAAAGAACAGUCUACCAGCGACGUGGAACAUUCGAAUGUAUCCACGGAAGUUAGCGGAACUAGCGGAACUAGUGGAACUAGUGGAACUUUUGCUAGUACUACGAAACCUGAUAAACCUUUGACCCUGGACGAUAUCAAACAUACCGGCUUUCAGGGAACGAAAUUGUACAGAUGCGGCUACGAGACGUGCGACUUUGGCGCGGAGACCCCGUCUCUCUUGAGAUCUCACUCGAGCGUGUGCUCUAUGGGUGGUCCUGACAAACAGAUGAACUGUUCUCACUGUCACAAACGCUUCAUGAAGAUCGGAUUCCUGCUGGAACACUUGAAAGUACACGGACUGAAGCGUUUCGGUUGCGCUCUGUGCAAAGUGAGGCGCACGGUGGGCUAUCAAGUGAUGGCCCACAUGAAGACGAAACAUAAAGUCAACAACUGCAAGUUGGUCCCGGCAGACCCGAAGAAUCCAUCCGUGGACGGGUUGUUCGUCGUUCAGCCUGUUUACCAAAGCGGCGAGCGAAAAGGGAAGAAACGUAAAAGCACCAAGUCCUUUUUCGAAAAGGAAAUGGAGAAAGGAUUAGCAAUGGACACCGAGAAAUUAUCUUUCAGCCCCGACGAAAUAGAGUCGCUGCCCCGACAGGCGAUAUACAAUCGCGAGGUGCAAUGCGCCAUGUGUCCGUACACGACGAAAGUUCGUACGAAUAUUAUAAGACAUUUGCAACUUCACGCGAAGGACGAGAGCGUACCUGAAAGCGGGCCCGUGAAUCCCGUGCCUUGUUUAGACAAGAAGGAACGAAUGUUCGACAAAAUGGUGAACUUGGCGAGCAGUUCCCAUCAGAACGGACGAAUGGGAGGGAAACAGAAGGAAGCUCCUAAAGAUAACGAAGACGAAUUUAUUCCUAAAUUCGUGCCCGAGCACAAAAGAUACGUGUGCGGUGUGGCUGAGUGCAAUUAUUUAACUGUCGACGAAGCAAUGUUAAGGUGUCAUUUAAAAGCUUUGCAUUCCGAAGAACAAUACUUUCGAUGUCCCCACUGUCCACAACCACCGCCGGGUCAAGAAGGAUUAAACAUAGCAAUCGAUAAAAUGGCUGUUCACUUGAAAAUGCACGACACGAGACUGUAUAAAUGUUCUCAUUGCAAUCACCAUCAUUACCAUAGGCACAUUGUGGAAAGGCACUUGACGGACAAGCACCCUGAAAAAAGACCUUUCGUAAAAGUAAUUAGGGAGUUGGAGAACACGGAGAACAAUCAAUCUGUACAAGAAGAAGUCGAGGAAGAGCAACCAGAUCCUGAUGGGAACCAUUGGAAAUGUAACAUUUGCGAAUACAAGUGUGUGUAUAAAGCAGAGAUGGUGACUCACGCUGCGUCUGCUCACGAUGAAAAGAACCAGUUCAAGUGCACCCUGUGCUCUUUCAAAACCAGCGGUAAAAUCAUGUUCGAGCAACACAUUAAUAACAAACAUUCCAAUGAUCCCAGCGUGGAUUUCAUUUUGGUAUAUCAGAGGAUAAAGGGCAUAAAUAAGAGGAACGUAGACAAUAUCGAUCAGAGUGGCCAGGAAGAACCCUUUGACACCACUCCGCUUUGGAGAAGAGACAUGCCUCGAAUCAGGCACAUACGUGGAAUUCUUCUGGAAGAGGAGAACGAAACGUCCUCGGAAUCUCCUUUAAAAGCAACGAAACGGAAGAGCGACGUAGAGUUAUCGACAGUUAAACCGGCCAAGAUAAAACCUGGGAAAUCGGGAUCGUUGGACGACGCGAAACAAACGAAAGAGAAAUAUAAACGGUCGUUGUCUUGCGACAAAGCGUCAGUGGAAUCCGAGAACUCGUGCGAAGCGUCAAACGUUGCUGAUAAAACGAAAGAGACGAAAGUUAAAGUAGACGAAGACAACGACUUCAAUGAUUCCGAUGUCGGUAGGUUCGGUCCGUAUGGAAAGCCUGAGGGUAACAUGUACGUUUGCACUCUGUGUGUUCAAUUUAAAAGCAAAUAUAAACACGACAUGAGAGAUCAUCUUUACAGAGAAUUGAACUACGCGAGGUGGCACUGUAAGGAUUGUGGAUAUCUGUCUGUAAAUAGGAAUGCUUUAUUAAAACACUUUACAAAACAUCACAACGGGGAACGUCCUAACCAUGAACCACUGUCACCAGACGACGACAUUGAACAUUGGGUUGGCACAUUAUUGACGAGGCAAACGCGUAUGAUAAAAGGACUGCCGGCCACAGAAAAGGCGAGUAGCACAGACGUGACUACCACCGCGUCUGGCAACAGUACGAAAACGUCUAUCGGUAAAGCAUAUCAAACCAGUGGUAGAAAAAGAUCGAGGUCCGCGAGCCUCGCCAAUAAGGCUUCCGCUUCGCAAGAUAGUAACAUUCCAAGCUCAGAUUUCGACGUAGACGCUUUAGACGACAGCAGCAAAGAUAACGAAGGGCUCAUGGACAUGGAUGACUUCUCGUUGAAAAAAGAGGAAAGCCCAACCGGGUCUGAGAAACACGAGCGCAAGGAGUCUCGAGAGAAGCCAGUGGUCUGCAAACACUGCAACAUGACCUUCACUCGAUGGCGCGGCUUCAAAUUGCACGUUUUAUUGACUCAUUUGAAGCGACUCGGAUUCAUUUGCCCCUACUGCGAUCGCAGCACGAAUUCCGAAGCGCUGAUGCGUCAGCAUAUUCGAUCCAAGCAUCCUGGCUGCCCCGAGAAGCUCGUCGAGAAUCCAGCCGCUGGUGGGCCGGAAUUGACGGACCAGUUCUGGGAAAAGGAGUAUGGAAUCGUCUUCCCGAGAAGGUCGAAGAAGCGCAAGAGGAAACCGAGCGAAGAGACCACGGACGAGAACGACCAAACCGAGAAGAGAUGCAACAUCUGCGGCUUCGUUGCUCUGAACUUGGCUGGUCUCAAGGGACACAUGAGAGUGCACAGGCCGAAGUCUAAAUUCAAGUGUUUCUCUUGUUCCUUCGUCACGUUCUCCAAGUCGGACUUCUGGUCCCACUGGGAACUGAAUCAUCCCUUCACGCCCUUCAAGCUCGACGAAGCGUUGCUGCCAGACUCGUCCAACGAAUCUGGUACCACGCAGUCCACCAAGAAGAACAUGGACGACGAUUACAGCGACGACAUAGAGGAAGAACAGGUUUCCGAUUCGAAGGACGAUCAGUUACUUUACAGUUGCUUCUACUGUUCGUUCAACAACAAGUCCUUGGACGUGAUUCAAGAUCACUGGAACACGGUGCACAAGGACUCGAAAUCGUCCAGCGAUGCUUCCAAAGCGAAAUCGAACUAUCCCUUUAGAUACAAGGAGGUGCACCUAACGGAGGACUCGUCCAAAGCUCAGUGCUCUAAAACAGAAAUAGAGACUCCGUACGAACUGUAUUUGCAGCAGUCUAACAGCGAUCUGCAAGUGACAGACAUAUCUGGUGUUACGCAGGAGGGUUGGAUCUGCCAGUGGUGCAACGAACUGUGCGACUCAGAGGUCAAAAUGAAGAACCAUCACAGCAUGUUCCACUCCCAUCUGCCAUUGAACUUCAAGAAAGAAGAGAAGAACAAAGUGCCUAAGGGAUACGUCUGUCCCGAGUGCUCCUUCACAACGACUUUCAUUAAUGUUAUGAAGAAUCACGUGUCGAGACACAUAAAUCUGUUCAAGUGUAAAUAUUGCGACAAAACCUUUGGUUCUCCGGCGCUGGUGUCCACGCACAACGUCGAAGUGCAUCCCAAGAUGGAAUUGAGGAUAGAAAGUAUACACAAUUACGAAGCGUUGCUGGAAAGCAUCAUGACUAAAGUGAAAUGGCAGAAAUCCGACAUGGAUCCCAGCGACGUCGAUCAGAAAGACGUCUUAGCGGAGUCCCUGAAGAACCACGCGGUGGCGAAAAAGUCUACGGCCAAGUCCACCGUUCGACCAAGUCAGGUUUCUGUUAAGGUGAAAGCAGUGGCUCGUAAGAGUACGAAUCCAUAUUCGAGGCAUCUUUCACAGUCUAAGAUUAACGAACAAGCGUCGUCGACAAAUAGCAAGCAGUUCUCGUAUUAUAGGAUUCCUAGGGCUCCCGUUAAUCUGGGAAAGUUGAACACUUACAUGGUGGUCGGUGGGCAUAGGAUGAAGGUGAAUUGCACCACCCUAGCACGGUUGAUAAAUAUCGAACCUAAAGUAAUGUUGAGGGACUUGAAGUAUAUCGACGAUAUCGCGAAACUUAAGUCGAAAUAAUUAGUGAAGAUUAGGAGACGGAGUUGUUUCUUUCGUAAGGAAUGUAUCACUCGACAUGGAAAUUUGUAUGAAAUUCACUGAGCAGAUGAAGCAUCGAAUAACGUUUAAUAUGUAUUUCUUUUUCGUCAGCUGUUAUUUAGUUUCAAGGUGUGAAACCUACUCUCAAUCGGAUAACCUUAAUUAGAUUCCUUGGAUGAUGGAUAUAGAAAAAGAAAGAACAAUUUAAUCAUUCAUUUGAAACAUUUUGUUAACUAGGUUGCGAGAACUUAUUUUCCAUUACAAAUUACAUCACCUUUUGUAGAUUAAUUCGCAAAGUAUGUUUGUUUAUCGACUUCAUCUGUUGUUUAAGUUGAUCUUAAGCAAACUUUGAGGGUACCUUUCGCCUCUUGAAUAGUAGCAGAUAAAAAUAAUACGUGCCUAUUAUUUUUCAAUGCUUUGUCUGUACGCAGUGUUUCAUCAAGAUCGAUGUGUUGUUCCUUGGUAGCAUUACAAGCACCGAUAAACGCUUUACGUUUCAAUUAGGAUUUCAUUUAACAUCACAAUUAUUUAUUGUAUGACCAUUACCAAUAUAAUGCUUAAUGAAGUAAUUAGGUAUAACCAAAGUAAGACGCGGUAUCAUAUUAUGCUUUCUUUACAAAGUUAUACUCGAACACCUGAACUUUUAUCAAAUUUAUAAUUUGAUUGUUGUAAAAACAUACGUAAGGAGACGGUCACGAUCAUAUUCCAUAAUUUAACGAUUCUCGUAUAUUUUUCUUUAGCGAAAAUUUUGAAAUCGAUUACAUUUGAAAUCAAAACAGUACUCGUAUCAUGGACAUUGUAAAUAUUUUUGAAGGCAGUGAUAUCCUCUAGUUAGAUGAAUCGCAAAGGGAAAUGUUAAAUUUAUUUAUUUUGGAAUAUGUAAAAUUUCAGGGUGUAUAGAUCGUACCUUUUUGUUUCACGAUUAAUGACACGUAGAUAGUAUUCUUUUCGAGCAAGUACUUACGCAUAAUGUCGAAAAGAAGGGACAAGUUUCAGCAACUUUGGUUAUACGUUAAAUCAUGUAACGAGCUACUUACGUUAACUGAGAAGUGAUUGAUACCAAACACGUAUCGUAAAGGAUACAAAUUUUGUAAGAAUAACGUGCGCGUACGUCUGUGAUUUAAAUGUAAAGUUCUUUACUUAUCGAUGCUAAAUAAUUAUUAGCAAUUAUAAUAAUAUAGCUAGGAUUCGCGAGAAUAGUAUAAUUCGUAACGUUAAUAAUAAUAUUCACAAAUGUUUCCAUUGCGUAAAAUUGAUAGUGCUUCGAACGGCGUAAUUACGAGCAUCGAUAAACCUGAAAAAUCGUACGUUAAAACUUGCAUCGUACACGUAGCAUAUAAAUCUUUAUUUACAACCGCAUAAUUUCUAUCCGACGUUCUUAAAUUGAUUCUUUAAUAUCGAGUAUGACACGUUGAACAGGAAAAAGAUUUGUAUGAAAGAAAAAAAAGAAAAAGAACAAGACUGAAGUGCAUCAUGUAAGUUAUAAUAGGCAAAUAUUUAGUUCGUAGACAAUUGUAAAUAUCGUGUAACAUAAAAUUUCACAUAAAUAUUUUUGAUUUUUAUAAGAAAAUCGA